GCGGCCAAUUAGCAUGCGCUCGUUUGAAUAUUCAUUACGCAUCAUGCGUUUUAAAAGUGGAUGUUAAUUGUUUUCUCCUCAUGCAAUUAUAUAUAUAUUUUUGAAUCUCAAAGACUAGAAAGAGGGAUGGAAUUAAUGGUUCAAAAAAGGAAAAAUGUCUGAGAUCCUCCAACUUUUGCAAGUCAGGCUUUCAAAGGACAAAGGGCGGCGAAACAAACUGCUGUUCAGAUGGACACGCGUGUUUCUGCUGGUGCUCUUGAUCUGGGAUUUUUUCGACAUCUCUUUGAGUACCAGUGUGACAGGAUCCACGGCUGAACACGAAGGAUUUUGUCCCAACAAGCUGAACUCCAACCUUUGGGUUGACGCGCAGAGCACCUGUGAGAGGGAAUGCAGCGUCGAUGAGGACUGCGCCAAACACGAGAAAUGUUGCACCAAUGUGUGCGGCCUCAGCAGUUGUGUUUCUGCACGUUUCUCUGACGGCACCCCUGCUCACCCAGAUGGGAAGGAAGGAGGCAACGGAGAUGCUGCCCCCGCCUCCACUGCUACCUGUGAGGGGUUCAUCUGCAGCCAGCAGGGGGCAAUCUGUGACAUCUGGGAUGGACAGCCUAUCUGCAAGUGCCAGGACCGCUGUGAGAAAGAGCCCUAUUUUACCUGUGCAUCGGAUGGCCUCACUUAUUUUAACCGCUGCUACAUGGACGCAGAAGCCUGUAUCCGUGGAGUGACUUUGACUGUGAUCCCUUGCCGUUUCUACCUCGCUGGUCCUCACACAAGUCCUUUGCCUCAAGAUACUACAGUUUCUCCAACCCCAACAACCUCCCAUGAGGACCCCAUGCCCCCCACACUAUACUCCAACCCUCACCACCAGUCCAUCUAUGUUGGGGGAACAGUUAGCUUCCACUGCAACGUUAUUGGAGUUCCCAGACCUGAUGUGACAUGGGAGAAGCAGAGCGAAAGGCGUGAGCGACUAGUCAUGAGGCCGGACCAAAUGUAUGGCAAUGUAGUCAUAACAAACAUUGGACAGCUAGUUGUUUACAAUGCCCAGGUGUGGGAUACAGGCAUAUAUACAUGUAUCGCAAGAAACUCUGUAGGAGUUCUCCAAGCAGAUUACCCGCUGUCUGUUAUCCGCCGAGCCGAUGAUGAUUUCUCAGAGGAUCCCGACUUGCCCAUGGGACGGCCGUUUUCUCCAGCAGAUUGCCUGGCUGAAGUUGACACUAGAGUUUGUAGCGGGGAGCGUCACGUGGACUGGUAUUAUGACAGCAAGCUGGGCUCAUGCAUGACCUUCAGCAGUGGCGGGUGUGACGACAGUCGCAACCGUUUUGAGACUUACGAGGAGUGCAAAGCAUCCUGUCAAAGAGAGGGAAUGGGGAUCUGCUCCCUGCCAGCAGUUCAGGGUCCCUGCAAAAACUGGGAGGCACGCUGGGCCUGGAAUUCCUUAAUGAAACAGUGCCAGCCCUUUGCCUACGGCGGAUGCCAGGGAAAUGCAAACAGCUUCCGCAACAAAAAAGAGUGCGAGGCAAACUGUCCGCAGCCCAAACGGAAACCAUGCAGGACUUGUCGGAUGAGAGGGAAAAUGAUGCCCAGCUUGUGCCGCAGCGACUUUGCUAUUGUCGGUCGGCUAAUGGAGCUCAUUGAGGACCUCGACUCAGGUUUGGCUCGCUUUAGCCUGGACGAAGUCCUGAGGGAUGAAAAGAUGGGUCUUACUUUCUUCAACACUAAAAACCUAGAGAUGGCCAUUGUAAAGAUUGACUGGAGCUGUCCCUGCCCCAACAUCACCAUGGAGGAGAACCCCUUGUUGGUGAUGGGUAUGGUGCAGGACGGUAUGGCCAUUAUCCAGCCAGACAGCUACGUCAAAGCCAUAACUGAACGCAGGCUUCGGAGGCUGCGUGACGCCAUCAAUAAAAAAACAUGUGAAACAUUAUGAAGCUUGCUGACACAAUGGCAGAUUUAUUUUCAAGAAUAUAAGUGAUUACAGCAUUUUAUUUAAAGUAAUGGGAAUCAGUUGUAUAUAUUCAGUCAAACAGAGGUUAUAUUACAUUCAGGAUAUUAUGAGACGACUUAUACAGAGCUAAAAUUGUAUUUUUGAAUUGCAAACUGGAAAAAAAAAAUCAGCUAGAAAAGCUGCUGAACAAAUUCAUUAUGUUGAAUAAAACCUAUUCUGUACUAUUUAAAAUAGAUCCCUGCUGUAUAUGACCUGUAGACUAUUUUAUGUGCUCUUAAAAACAUAUGCGUGUUUUGCCCCUAUGGUCAUGCUUUUUCUUGUACUCUUUAUUCUGUUAUCUACCUCUAAAAAGCACUUAUGCUUAGUUACUAAUUUAACUGCUGUCUGUCUUAGGAUAAAUAAAAAUAAACAUUCAUGUAAGAGUUUAA
This is a messenger RNA of Girardinichthys multiradiatus, 2367 nucleotides long. It is a transcript of the gene wfikkn1, whose product is annotated as WAP, follistatin/kazal, immunoglobulin, kunitz and netrin domain containing 1. Gene Ontology annotation, molecular function: serine-type endopeptidase inhibitor activity; protein binding. Gene Ontology annotation, cellular component: extracellular region. The record is from RefSeq and is a predicted model, not a curated record. The coding region runs from base 155 to 1921 and encodes 588 amino acids. NCBI's taxonomy places the organism in Eukaryota, Metazoa, Chordata, Actinopteri, Cyprinodontiformes, Goodeidae. The transcript is spliced from 2 exons.